Messenger RNA from Equus caballus (horse), 4397 nucleotides. The record is from RefSeq and is a predicted model, not a curated record. NCBI's taxonomy places the organism in Eukaryota, Metazoa, Chordata, Mammalia, Perissodactyla, Equidae.
UAUAAACAAAAGUUCUUUCUUGUCCUCAGUAAUUUUAAAGAGUGUCCUGAUACCAGAAAGUUUGAGAACCCCUACCUUAAAAUAUUGAAAUAAAUUACUCAGUUAAGACUCUGAGUUAAAACUCAUUUGCAGCUCCUCUCUGACAUACACUAUAGGUGAUUAUAUUUUCUUCAGCUUGAGUUUGUUAAUCAUCAUACAACAUAUAAAACAGGAAGGCAAUAUCUACUUUGGUGGGUUAUUAGAAGCAAAUUAGGUUAGGUUUUAAAUUUUGCUGUUUGGCCAUAUGUAGCUUUCCUUAAAAUUGGUUGUAGCAUAAUGCCUUUAGAAUUAUCACUUUAAUAUCCACUCUUUAUUAGCCAUAAGCCUCUGACCUGCUUCUCCUUGUCACGUAAACUGUCCCUGAACUGCCUCCUUCUCACCUCAACUUAUACUCAGAAAUUAAAAACUAAUUUUAACAUUAACUUCAGCAAAAUAUAAUGGAAAAGACAAAUCUUUUACAAAGGCAAUGCUUUCCAAAGUCAAAACAAGUGUUACGGUUUGCUCAUGUCCCUCCUUUUUCUAAUUACUAUGGAAGAGGACUGACUAAAGAAAUGCUAAGAAAAUUAUCCUAAUCUGUCACCACAACCAAAUAAGGUACAUUUCCUGGCUUUGAAAUACUUUAAAAAUAUGCUAAAAUUCAAAUGACCGGCCUCAUUCAAGUUUACUUUAUGGGUCUUCAAAUAUUAAUUAUUAAUAAUACUCGUUGAAAAAGCCAUUUUUUCAAUAGUAAGUGGUCUAAACUGCUUGAAAGAAUCAAUCUUCCUCGCGGGUGGUGCUAUCUCUGUUACUGGUAUGUCCCGUGCAUUCCAGCGUUCAUUUAUGCUUCUCUUAAAUGAAAUCACGGGCUUCCGAAGAAGACCCUUUUAGUGCCCUUGAAGUGGGUAGUCUAAGUGGUAUUUAGUAUCUUAGAAGAGCUAUUAUCUUUAAAAAAUGAAUCAUCAAUUCCCAAAAGCUGUUUCGUCUCCUGUUCUUAUACUGAAAGUGAAAGAGGAACUUAGGUUGUCAAAAUAAAUUAUGAUUAUAUUCAUCCCAUUUGGCUGCCCGUCCAAAAGGUGAGUAACUUAAGGAUGAGCCCACAUGUGCUAUGUGGUGGAAGCUGGAGGCACUCGACGUCUGGGUGGGAUCCCGUUAUCAGUGUGGGAAACAGGGGUGAAGAUCAAAGCCAGAGCAUUAAAUCAUAUACAUGAUCAUUUAUAUUUGGCUUUGAAACUGUUUUUUACAGUUUAUCAACAUGAUACGUCUUAAAGUCUCGGAAUUUACUUAAGAAAAAAAUCACUUUAUACACAUAUACAUACAUAAAGAAGACGUUCUAUGAAAACCCGCAUUUAAGAAUUGCCUCUCCGCCCCGGCUCUACUUUUCUUCAGUUCUUCUCUGCUCACUAUUCUGAUUUAGGAAAGAUUUUUAAAAACAUGGAUUUGGCCAACCAUGGACUUAUUCUCCUGCAGCAGUUAAACGCUCAGCGCGAGUUCGGUUUCCUGUGUGACUGCACGGUUGCCAUCGGCGAUGUGUACUUCAAGGCACACAAAUCAGUUCUUGCUUCAUUCUCCAAUUACUUUAAGAUGUUGUUUGUCCAUCAGACCAGUGAGUGUGUCCGUUUGAAACCAACUGACAUACAGCCUGACAUCUUCAGCUAUCUCUUACAUUUGAUGUACACUGGAAAGAUGGCGCCCCAGCUGAUUGAUCCUGUUCGAUUAGAACAGGGGAUCAAGUUUCUACACGCUUACCCUCUGAUCCAGGAAGCUAGCCUGGCCAGCCAAGGAGCCUUUUCUCAUCCUGACCAAGUUUUCCCGCUGGCUUCUUCCUUGUAUGGCAUUCAGAUUGCAGACCAUCAGUUGAGACAAGCCACCAAGAUUGCCUCCGCACCUGAAAAACUUGCCCGAGAACCACGGCCGCAGGCGUCGAGGAUGAGCCAGGAGCCGGUCCCUGAGGCCUCCCAGCUCUCUCAGCUGACUUCAAAUCUGACCCAGGUGAAUCGGACACACAUGACCCCCUCGGAUCCCCUGCAGACCUCACUGUCUCCGGAACUCGUUUCCACUCCCGUUCCUCCCCCUCCUCCUGGGGAGGAGACCAACCUGGAAGCUUCUUCCUCUGAUGAACAGCCUGCAUCCCUCACCAUAGCCCACGUCAAGCCCAGCAUCAUGAAGAGGAACGGCAGCUUUCCAAAGUACUACGCCUGCCACCUGUGUGGGCGGCGCUUUACCCUCCGGAGCAGCUUGCGGGAACACCUCCAGAUCCACACGGGGGUGCCUUUUACAUCAAGCCAAGCGGGAGAGAGCCGUGUGCCCCUGUCUCUUUGUAGCAAUGCAGCUGACCUGGGAAAAGACGCCAUGGAAGUGCCUGAAGCUGGGAUGAUAAGUGACAGUGAGCUGCAGCACAUCUCAGACUCUCCAGUCAUCGACGGACAGCAGCACUCGGAGACGCCGCCACCCUCUGACAUCGCGGACAUUGACAACCUGGAGCAGGCGGACCAAGAGAGGGAGGUAAAGCGGCGGAAGUACGAGUGCACGAUAUGCGGACGCAAGUUCAUCCAGAAAAGCCACUGGCGGGAGCACAUGUACAUCCACACGGGGAAGCCUUUCAAGUGCAGCACUUGUGACAAGAGCUUUUGCAGGGCCAACCAGGCUGCCCGGCACGUGUGCCUCAACCAGAGCAUCGACACGUACACCAUGGUGGACAAACAGACUCUGGAGCUCUGCACCUUUGAGGAGGGCAGCCAGAUGGACAACAUGUUGGUCCAAACCAACAAACCCUACAAAUGCAACUUGUGUGACAAAACGUUCUCCACCCCCAAUGAGGUUGUUAAACAUUCAUGCCAAAACCAGAACUCGGACGUUUUUGCCCUAGACGAAGGGCGUUCCAUUCUCCUGGGCGGUGGGGACUCGGAAGUAACGGAAACUGACCACCCAGUGUUAGCUUCCAUCAAAAAGGAACAGGAAACAGUGUUGUUAGACUGAAUGUUACUUACCUUUUUAAAAACUGUCAUUUUUACAAAGACUAUCUUCCUUCCCUUCCCCCAAUUCAGAACUAUAGUUCUCCAUGGCAUGAUGCGAACAGGACCCCGGGCCCUCUCUCCUCGCCCCCUUCCGCCGUCCCCAGCCCCUCCUCCCUAAAGGUUUUGUGCAUUAUCAACCUGGAACAUAUUUACUUUAAUUCAGGGGAUAUUGGAAAGACAAUGGUCAGUAGUACUUAUAAACUCAAAUAGAUUUUGAGAAGCUUAGAUUAUUUCAAAGCAUACUUGGAACUAAUGAAGGGUAUAUAACAAAACAACUAGAAUGCAAUUUGGUGAGCUAAAAUUAUGAGUGUCCCUGGGUAAUAAGUCUUCCUUCUCAGAAAAACGAUGUUCGAAAAUACAGCAUGCUUCUUAGACAUACCGCUGGGCUCUGAACUAUGCAAAAUCUAGAAGGUGUGGGAAAACUUUAAACCCAAGAAAACGUUCUUAGGAUUCAUCCUCCAGGCGUCUUAUUUCAGAAUGCAUCCUUGAGAUUAUGUCCAGUCAAGAAAAAUCAUUAGUUAAGAAAUCUACUUGAACAAAACACAAAAGAGAAAAAGUAAUAAUGUGAUGGCAAUCUUAAUUUUUGGAUAAAACAUGACAAGCUGUGAGUUUGUGUGAUUGUAAGAGAAAAUGUGUGGGUACUUGGUGUAAACAGGUGGACUAAUGCACAUGCCUUAUCCAGUUGCUGGCUUCUUUCAAAGUUGAACAACGACAAAGUACUGUAUUUUAGUUUCUGACAAAUUUGUUGGUUGUUUUAAACAUCAGAUUUGAAGGUACUAUUCUAUACGUUGUCUUUCUGAUUAGAAAAGGACAGCCCAUUCUCGCAGUUGCCAAUGGUAAACUUGUUUUAGCACCAACCAUCUGCUCUUUAUUCGGAGUUCAUACUGCAGGAAGAAGGGUACCAGGAUGUGUAUCUUAAAGGGGAGGUUGUGAGCAGAAGAUGUAGUAACUUUAAUGUCUUUAAAAGUUCAUGCUAAUAGUUUACUGGCAACGUUCACUGAAACAUCAAAAAUGGCAAACAGAAAUCAGGACAAAAGAACUAACUGCUCUUGGGGAAAAAACUUGAUUUUGAUGUUUGGUCUCCAAAUUUUUUUUUUUUUAAACACCUGGAAUUUUUUCCAUUGGCCUGAAAGCAGUAAAAUUUGUCCAUUAAUCUUCGCUUGGGCCAAUAACAGAGUGGUCUCACAGGACAAAACAGGAGCCAGAAAUAAGGACCGAAGGGGAAGGGGAAACAGUUCAUAGCUGUGCUGUACGUCUAUGUUAAAAACUGAAUAUCCCGUCAUCCUAUUUCAUGUAUAGUUGAGUUCUCAGAUUUGUAAGUUUUUAUACAUACUUUCAUUGAAUAAACAUUUAAUUAAAUGGGAA